AUGUCCGAAACAUAAGAUAACUAAAUCUAUGGCUGAGAACAACGAAACAUAUUAUCUUCACAAUGAUUGUGUUUCUGAAAUCAAGAAAAUAUUUUCAGAUGUCCCCUUGUCAGAGCUGGAUGACGAUGCACUAGUCAAUAAUUUGUUGGAACGAUCUGUUUCCGUCUUACAAGUGAUCGACCAUGCCAUGUCCUAUUUUGUUGCUGUAAAUUUUAUCGGCGGAUCGGUUGACGAGUCUUAUGAGCUUGGUGGAUGUUGCCAGUUGGCAUUGGAAGAUCUGUGCUGUGAAGGCGAAUAUCCUUUCAAACUUACUAAGUCACUUACUUUGCUUUGGUUGUGUAAGCGGUUGUGCAGGACAAUGUGCAUGGUUUCUCAAACUCUUUCAUUCUUGUAUCAUUUGAAUUAUUUAAAAUGCAUUUAUUUACAUCAAUACCUGAUUGGUGAUGAAAGGUCACCCAAACUAAAAAGUGAAUUCCAAGAUAUUAUCAACGUGUGUGAGGAAUGCCUUGAUUCAACCCACACUACUGAGGACGUAAUUCAAUACUUGAUGUUAUCAUCAUAUCUGAGUGCUUUUUAUUAUGAAUAUGAGGCUUCGAAAACAUUCGCUUCAAGAUGUGCUCAGUAUUUAAAUAUUGACGUAAAAUUUUGUGGUGUCCUGGGUAAAUGUACCAGAUUCCAGGAAAAGGAGGUAGCAAAUCUCACAGUUAAAGUUAACAGAGUAGUUGAAAGUAAAGACAACAAAACUUCAGGUAACUCCCCAUUGCCGCAGAUAAUUCCUCUUAGUGACGAUGUACUUCUCAACAGUGUGGUAUUUAGUACAAUGGAGGAACAAAGUAUUCUCUCUAAUACUGAACAGUCUUUCAUUUUAUUAUUGUGUGAACUUCAUCGUCGUCACUAUCCACGAGAUGAUUUAACAGAACAGCAGUGUUUAGCUUACAUCAAUACAGUUAUCCGGGCUGUUUACCCGGAUUCUGAAAAUGAAAUCAAAAGUAGUUCUUCUUGGCCUAUUGCGACAGAAACGUUGUUUAGAAGAAGUUUACUGGAACAUAAUUCUGUUAGAAAAACUGAGCGUGCAUUAUCUCAGUUAGAGGAGUUAAGCUGUCAGUUUAAAAGAACUAGCCCAUCGUUUUCUGAGAGAUCUCCCAGUAGCUUCUUUCUUUCCAGAAUGCCGUCUAUUUGGACUCUCCAAGUUGAGCAAGGUCGACUACUUAUGAAAAUAGGAUGUUACAAAAGUGCUCUGGACAUUUUUCUGUUAUGGGACAAGUGGUCUGAAAUAAUCGAAUGCUAUAUCCACCUAAAUAAGAGAGAAAAAGCAGAAGAAGUGAUUCGUUCUCGUCUAAAUUCUGGAGAUGAAUCUGCUGAAUUAUAUUGUUCUCUUGGCGAUGUGACAAAUGAUCGCCAACAUUAUUUAAAGGCUUGGGAAGUAUCCUAUUGUAAGUCGGCUCGAGCAAUGCGCAGCCUAGCUGUUACAUAUAUGUACACAGAUAAAGACUAUCAAAAGGCAAUUGAAUGUUUUCAAAAAUCACUAGAAAUUAACACUAUGCAAGUUAAUGUAUGGUUUACGUUUGGAUGUUGUUGUCUUCAAGCCAAGGAUUUUGUAAAAGCUGAAAAUGCUUUUCGUUCUUGUGUUCGUUUAGAUCCAGAUAAUUUUGAAGCCUGGAAUAAUUGUGCGACUGCUGUUCUGAUUCAAGGAAAAAAGAAUAUAGCAUUAAAACUAAUGAAAGAAGCUUGCAAAUAUAGUUACGAAAACUGGCGCAUUUGGGAAAAUAUUCUGUUGGUGAGUUUAUUGAUUUUCGGUUCUAAUUAUAUUUAUUGUUGUUUUAUACUACUUUUCAACCUUCUUUACUGAUAAAUCUUAGUAUUUAAUAAUUGCUUUCAUCAAAUAGAUUCAACUAUUUGAGUUUUCAGUAUGGGGUUGUAGAAAUUGUUGAAUUUCAUUUAAAUCAUGAACCAAUCUAACUUGGAUCACCAAUGAUAAUCCGGACGCACUGGACGGCCGUUUCGUCACAAUAUGGGUUUUCUCAGCACUGCGCGUUCGUGACCCAUAACAUGAAGACUGAACCCAGAAUCUUCCUUCUCACGCGCGAAAUUCUGAUCUUUAGACCGCCGACUUAGCAUCCAGCGGUGUUAAUGUCUAACUUCAAUCAAUACACGGCCAUCUUCCAUUGUCUUUGGUGGUUAACUGCCUCACGCCCGACAUGAUUUAGCUCGAUUGUUCACGGCUUCUCACUGGGACUCCCUCUCGAAGCUAAUUACUAGUGCGCACAUGAUAAUUUUCAUUGUGGGAUUUUGUACAUAGUUGAGUCUCAUUGAAAUCAUAAACCGACCCAAGUUGGUUGGUUGCCAGUUCAGUGGUCUGGCGGUUAGGCCUUCGUGCGUCAGCUCGGCUAUCUUGAAUUUGAUUUCCGAGUGUGGGAUCACGGAUGCGCACUUCUGAGUAGUGAUAUAUUAGGACGAAACGGCCUUUCCAUGCUUCUAGGUUCUCAAUGGUUGUCCAGCUUAGAUCAUCUAAUGAUUUCAAUGAUGUUCGUGUUGUAAUCGAUCAGUUAGUUUGGUUUAUUUAAGAAACGUGUACUUAUAUAUUACGAAAUGCAGUAUCAACCUGUUUAUAUUGAUUGAUUCCAAAAGACUGAAUUACUGAUUCCACAAACUAUUUAAUUGUAUAUGGAAAACAAAAUAAAGAAAGCUUAUCGCAUUAAUUUCGUGUUAAAUAUUUGACUUUUAAUUGUACAUAUAUGUGUCCAUUGGGACAGUUAGUCUACUCCUAAUACUUUUUUCAGUUGCAUAUGGUUGAGGGUAGUAUAUAUUGUUUGUUUUUUGGUGCUGGUUGUGCAAGAAUGUUAAAUUGGCCACUACUUCAGACUUGAAUACAACAUUGUUUCAUCUAUUUUCUCUUGCUUAUUUGUUGAAUAUAUAAUCGUGUCGUUACCGAUUUUGUUAUAUAAUGAUUGUAUAUUUCUUGUUCCGAUUAAAUUCAUUCAAGAUUAGUGCUGAUGUAAAAGCAUUUCAUGAAACUAUGCAUGCCUAUCAUCGCCUAUUAGAUUUACAGGGAAAGUAUGCGAAUCCACAAGUUCUCAGUGUUAUGGUUAAAGGUGUUGUUUUAAAUGAAAUGGAUUCUACAGGAAACCCUGUAAGUAAUUUACGUGCCAGGCUGCUUGAAUUGUUUGGUCGAGUUACAGCAUCUGUAAGUUUUACACUUAGUUAUGUUAGCUCAAUGUAUAAUUUGAGCGUAUGAUAAUAUAAUACAUGUCCUAGUUACUGUAAAUCUUGCGAUAAUUAAUUAAUCAUUUGAUAAUACAUUAAGAGAUUUAAGAUUUUCUGAAAGUUGUGUCAUUUUCUACAGUUUUCUCACAGCGAAAAUACCGGGAACUGUCCCUAAUAGAAUGAAAUGAGAUGGUUACAUAAAAGCAGUGUUAUGAAAUAUUAUUUUCACCAUAAAUGUUAUAACUAGAAACUUUCUGUCGUGUUAGUUUUAUAAAACCUAGUAGUACUACCUAGUUGUCCAAACUCUUAGUGUGUGAAGAAUCUUUCGAAUCUUCAACCUGGUGGCCAAAAGUCAAAUGCUUUGACUGUCGGAAAAUUCGACUAAAAUUGCCUGGAGUUAGUGUUAUUCAAUUAACGAUGUUCGAAAUUUCAAAUGACGCAAUAAAACUUAUUUAUAGUCACCAUUACAAAAAAUUAUGGUAAAUACUUAUACAAUUUUCAUCAUAGUCAUGCAAAUUCUGUUGUCAUUUCUUUAUUCGAAAAUUGUUUUAUUAACCACUAGACUCCUAACGAUGCUGUUAUAUGGAAUGAAUAUGCACAUCUUCUGGUUGAUGAACUUCCUCAAAUGACUUAUACUACAUAUCAACGUGCUGUCCACUGUCUUCAAGCAGCUCAUCGUUGUCGUAUACAACCGAGUGAAGGACCAUGGGAACAAUCAACAAAGAAAUGUGAAGCUAUUAUUGAUGGUUUAAAAGCUUUACUUGAUUUAUUAAAUAAUCCUCCGAAAUCGAAAAAUGAUAACGAAUCUAACGAAGAAGAUCAACUUAAUACCUUCAUUCAAUCAACCUUGGCCACUCUUCGAAUAAGCCUAAAAUCUGUAAUUUCUAAAUUGAAGAUUGCUGAAGAAUCUAUUCUUUCCACCGAUGUUCAAGAUAUGAUUCGUUCCUCACUUAAAGAUUUAAAUGAAUUGUUAAUUGAUGUUGAAAAGAAAUUAAACUAAACUCUUACAUUGUAUAUGCUUUUUUAUGGACUAUCGUAAUAUGAAUAAAAGUUUGAAUUAAGC
This is a messenger RNA of Schistosoma intercalatum, 4267 nucleotides long. NCBI's taxonomy places the organism in Eukaryota, Metazoa, Platyhelminthes, Trematoda, Strigeidida, Schistosomatidae. The record is from the annotation of a GenBank genome assembly.